AUGACAUUCAGCGGAGUGAGUGUAUGUGUUACAAUCGGCGUGAUCGCAACGUGGCGAAUCUAUUCGGAGACACCAAUCGUUCGAGCGACAGGUCGGGAACUGGCUUACGUCCAGCUCUCUGGAUGCCUCGUCUGCUUCCUGGUUCCCUUCAUUUUGUUGGCAAGGCCAUCCGUGUUCACCUGUUCCAUGCAGCGCAUUCUCAUCGGGCUCGGAUUCGCCAUGAUGUACGCCUCGUUGCUGACAAAGACAAACCGGAUCGCACGGAUAUUUGACGCGGCAAAGCACACCACCAGAAGACCUGUGUAUAUAUCACCUCGUUCGCAGCUUGUCAUUGCCGGUGCACUGAUCACUCUUCAAUUAGCCCUGUCCGCCAUCUGGUUCGGAUUUGAUGCCCCAGACACGCGAAUCGAUCCAAUCCGAUCGGAUUAUUUGGUACUACGAUGUGCGAUGAAGGAUAAAAGCUUCCUCAUCUCGUUGGCAUACAAUGUAGUCCUUAUCAUCGUGUGCACAGCGUACGCCGUGAAGACAAGGCGUAUUCCAGAAAAUUUCAAUGAAUCGAAAUUUAUCGGAUUCACAAUGUACACCACAUGCAUCAUUUGGCUGGCAUUCUUACCCAUGUAUUACGCCACCAUGAACAACUUUGAGAUACAGAUCGCCACAUUGUGUAUCUCGAUCAGCCUCAGUGCGAGCGUGAUGUUGAGCUGCCUGUUCCUCCCCAAGCUCUAUAUCAUUUACUUUCAACCGGAGAAAAAUGUUCGCCGUCUCAACAUGAGCAAUCGGAGUGCAAAGCUGAAACUGCCGGUAGUCUCGCAACCCGCCUACCUGAACGCUAUAAUGGAGCAACAUAAUGACGUCUCAUACUUGGACAGUGCCGGCACAAGUAUGACAACUACCGCGGCCCCGACCUCAGCAAGCUUGACGUUGACAAGUAGCACUCAUGCAGAGGAACAAUUUGGGAAUCUUGAAGGUUCAACCGAAAUCCAGGCCCCACCUCCGACUGUGAUGAAUCCCCGACCACCAGGUGAACGGUAG
Messenger RNA from Dicrocoelium dendriticum, 1032 nucleotides. NCBI's taxonomy places the organism in Eukaryota, Metazoa, Platyhelminthes, Trematoda, Plagiorchiida, Dicrocoeliidae. The record is from the annotation of a GenBank genome assembly.